Molecule: messenger RNA, 912 nt
Organism: Camponotus floridanus (Florida carpenter ant)
Lineage: Eukaryota; Metazoa; Arthropoda; Insecta; Hymenoptera; Formicidae
Gene: Bet3
Product: trafficking protein particle complex subunit 3
Exons: 2
Coding region: 245-781 (178 amino acids)
Biological process (GO): intra-Golgi vesicle-mediated transport; endoplasmic reticulum to Golgi vesicle-mediated transport
Cellular component (GO): cytosol; TRAPP complex; cis-Golgi network membrane
Source: RefSeq, a predicted model, not a curated record
GGGCGUAAGGAUUAUCUAAAGGCGGGUUCGAUGUUCACUCGCAAUAAAUAGCAAAUUAGUCAAAGUCUGGUCAAAGUAACAUAAAAAUUUUAUAAACAAAACCUUAAUAAUCUUUAAUACAUAUGAUAUAUAUGUAAUAUGGUCAGACUUAUAUUGUAUAAAUGUAUGUAGACGGAAAUAAUAUUAAAUAGAUAUCAGCUAGUAGUAGUUUAACGUCGAUUGUCACUUAAGGCAAUUGUCAACAAUGUCACGAACUGGGACGAAGCUUGACGCGAAGAAAGUGAAUUCUGAAUUAUUUACUCUAACUUAUGGCGCACUUGUGGCCCAAUUGAUUAAAGACUAUGAAAAUGUGGAAGAUGCAAACAAACAAUUAGAAAGAAUGGGAUAUAAUAUAGGAAUUCGACUGAUAGAAGAUUUUCUGGCGCGAACUGGUUCUGGUCGAUGUUAUGACUUUAGAGAUACAGCAGAGAAGAUUCAAAGUGGCUUCAAGAUAUUUCUUGGUAUAACACCGUCAAUUACAAAUUGGAGCCCAGCUGGCGACGAAUUCUCUCUAUGUUUCGAGACAAAUCCAUUGACAGAAUUUGUAGAAUUACCAGAUAAUUGUUCAAACUUGAAGUAUUGUAACAUAUUAACUGGUGUACUUCGAGGAGCUUGCGAAAUGGUGCAAAUGGAAAUUGCUUGCUGGUUUGUACAAGACCAACUUAAAAAUGAUAAUAUAACUGAAUUACGUGUAAAAUUUGUCAAAAGAUUAGAAGAUGCAAUACCAGCAGGCGAGGAUUGAAUAUAUCUGUUAUCUAAUGUGCAAAUGUUAUCUAUAAUUUUAUCAUUUUAAUGAUAAAAAUUUUGUAUUUUGUGUUAUAAUAAUUACAAGAUAUAUUAGUCACAUAUGUAUUUUCUCAUAUACUAUUUGCA